Mucor velutinosus is the source of this 1506-nucleotide messenger RNA. RefSeq lists its product as uncharacterized. Gene Ontology annotation, molecular function: pseudouridine synthase activity; RNA binding. Gene Ontology annotation, cellular component: nucleus. Gene Ontology annotation, biological process: mRNA pseudouridine synthesis; tRNA pseudouridine synthesis. The transcript is spliced from 3 exons. NCBI's taxonomy places the organism in Eukaryota, Fungi, Mucoromycota, Mucoromycetes, Mucorales, Mucoraceae. The coding region runs from base 1 to 1506 and encodes 501 amino acids. The record is from RefSeq and is a predicted model, not a curated record.
AUGGGAAACGUCUGGUCUAGAUCAGAGUCUCAAGGACAAUCACAGCAACCAGAGGUCAAGGAUGAAGUAGUCACCACUACCACCACAACUGUCGUGAAGGAGACAUCCACCAUUCAAGUGGGUGUGAAACGACCUGUCGAUGAUGGACUCGAGGUCAAAGGCGAAUCUGUCGAAGAGGUCCCUUCAAAAAGGCCCAAGAGAAAGGACGGUUGGGCCAAGAAAGCCAAACAGAACAACAACAAAAAAGAGCCAAAGGGAGACAGAAAGGAAAAGACGCUUCAGACAAGACCUGAACAUUUGGGUCCUAGAGAGCCUCGUAUUCCCAAGAAGAAGGUUGCUCUGUUUGUGGGAUUCAAUGGAACAGGAUAUCAAGGCAUGCAGUUAAAUCCCAAUUGCAAUUCCAUUGAGAGUGUGUUAUUUGAUGCCAUGGUCAAGGCAAAUGCCAUUUCCAAGGACAACAGCGACGAUGCAAAAAAAUCAGCCUGGAUGCGUGCUGCUCGUACAGAUAAGGGCGUCCAUGCUGCUGGCAACUUGCUUUCGCUCAAAAUGCAAAUCCCAGAAGACUACGAUGUUGUCGAACGUAUCAACAGCUUCUUGCCACCACAGAUCCGUGUGUGGGGUUAUGUUCCCUGUAUCCGAUCUUUCCACGCCAAAAACCUAUGCGAUUCCCGCGUGUACGAAUACUUACUGCCAACAUGUGCCUUUAUGGCUCCCGAAAAGAAGAUCUUGACCGACACACCUACCUAUGAAGACGAUCUGGUCAUCUCCAACAACAACCCAACAAACCCCAUUGUCAAAUAUGCCACUCGCAGCACACCUGAGUUGAAGCAACAGCGACAUGAUUACAGAGCAACGCAAGAACAAUUAGACACAUUCACUGCAGCCAUGAAGAUCUUUGAAGGCACACACAACUUUCACAACUACACCAAUGGCAAGUCCUUUAAAGAGAAGAGCGCUCACCGUUAUAUCAUGAGUAUCGAUGUGUCCAAGCCCAUGUACAUUGAUGGAUCAGAAUGGGUCAGCAUCAAGUUGCACGGUCAAUCCUUCAUUUUGCAUCAAAUUCGUAAAAUGAUCUCAAUGGGCAUGCUUGUCACUCGUUCGAAUACACCCAUUUCAUUGAUCCCCAAGACAUUCGAAGAAAAUAAGAUCAACAUCCCCAAGGCACCUGCAUUGGGUCUGUUGUUGGAGCGUCCCAUUUUCAAAGUGUACAACGACAAGAUGAGAUCAAAGGCCAAUCAAGUUGAGCGAGAUAUUGUUGAUUUCGAUGUGUACAAGGACAAGAUCAACGCAUUCAAGGAAGAAUGGAUCUACAAAAAGAUCUUCGAGGCCGAGAAUCAAGAGCAUGUUUUUGACGGUUAUUUGACCUCUCUGGAUGCUCAUCUCGGCGAUGAUUACAAGUAUUUGAAUCCUGAAGGUGUGAUUCCAGACAUUUGCCUCGUUAGCACAAAGUACAAUAGACCCACCAAGCAUGAGUCGGAAGACGAGGAGGAACAUGAUGAUGAAUAA